Molecule: messenger RNA, 2833 nt
Organism: Cyprinodon tularosa
Lineage: Eukaryota; Metazoa; Chordata; Actinopteri; Cyprinodontiformes; Cyprinodontidae
Product: sodium- and chloride-dependent GABA transporter 2-like
Exons: 15
Coding region: 82-1962 (626 amino acids)
Biological process (GO): sodium ion transmembrane transport
Cellular component (GO): membrane
Source: RefSeq, a predicted model, not a curated record
GACUCACUCAGUCCAGAUAAGCAAGGCAGCCAAAGCAGCAGAACUGCUCCCAGUUUUAGUUUCUCCUUUUCGGCUGCUAAAAUGGGUGUGUGUGUGUCCCUGCCAGAGCCGGUGAUGGCCGACCAGCCGCUUUCACAACAGGCCAACCAGGCGCUGAAAAAGUCCCACAAAGGAGGCCUCCCCAACGGGAAAGAAGCCCUGCAGGCCCGAGGCCAGUGGGCCAGCAAGGCCGAGUUCCUCCUGGCUGUGGCUGGACAGAUCAUUGGGCUCGGCAACGUCUGGAGGUUUCCCUACCUCUGCUACAAAAACGGAGGAGGCGUGUUCUUUGUUCCCUACCUGCUGUUCCUGGUGCUGUGUGGCAUCCCCCUGUUCCUCCUGGAGACCUCUCUGGGGCAGUACACCAGCCUGGGAGGGGUCAGCGCCUGGAGGACUAUUUGCCCAUUAUUUGGAGGUCUCGGGUAUGCUAGCCAGGUGAUGAUCCUGCAUGGCUGUGUUUACUACAUAGUCAUCCUGGCCUGGGCUCUCUAUUAUCUGUUCCACAGCUUCCAGGCGGAGCUGCCCUGGUCGCACUGCAACAACACCUGGAACACGGAUGCGUGCUUCUUGUUUGAUAAAUACAACCUGUCGGCAAACGUGAGCAGUGUGCCUGAGAACGCCACCUCCCCGGUUAUGGAGUUCUGGGAGCGGGAGGUGCUUCGCCUGUCCAGCACUUUAGAUGAGCUGGGUCCAAUCAGCUGGAAGCUGGCUCUGUGUCUGGCUGUCGUCUGGCUCGUCUGCUACUUCUGUGUUUGGAAGGGGGUGAAGUCUACUGGAAAGGUUGUGUACCUGACGGCCACCUUCCCAUACGUCAUGCUGUUUGUGCUGCUGGUGCGCGGCGCCACCCUGCCGGGAGCAACUCAGGGCAUCGUUUACUACCUCAAACCCAACAUCACCCGCCUGGCUGACCCUCAGGUAUGGAUGGAUGCAGGUACUCAAAUAUUUUUCUCUUAUGGGAUCUGCUUGGGAAGUCUCACAGCCCUGGGCAGUUACAACAAAUACAACAAUGACUGCUAUAAGGACUCCUUCAUGCUCUGCCUCCUGAACAGCGCCACCAGUUUCUUGGCAGGUUUCGCCAUCUUCUCAGUGCUGGGCUUCAUGGCUGAGGAGCAGGGUGUAGACAUAGGCACUGUGGCUCAAUCAGGGCCUGGUCUUGCCUUCAUCGCCUACCCAAGAGCAGUCGCCAUGAUGCCUGUUCCUCAGCUCUGGGCUGUCUGCUUCUUCCUCAUGAUCAUCAUGCUGGGACUCGACACGCAGUUUGUGAGUCUGGAGGCUCUCAUGACCUCGGUGACUGACCUGUAUCCUCACGUGAUCCGGCGAGGAUACCGCAGAGAGUUGCUGCUGCUGUUUGUGUGUGUGGUUUGCUUCCUGGUCGGGCUGGUCAUGGUCACACCAGGUGGCCUCUACGUGUUCCAGAUCUAUGAUCACUUCUCAUGCAGUGGAGCCAGCCUGCUGCUUCUCUCCAUCUUCCAGUCUCUGGCCAUCGGCUGGGUCUACGGAGCCGAUCGAUUCAGUGCCAACAUCAAAGAUAUGACGGGCUACACCCCCAUUUCUGCCUUCAAGCUGUGCUGGAAGUAUCUGACUCCUGCUGUGUGCACUGCAACCUUUAUUUUCUCCUUGGUGUGUUGGUCUCCGCUGAGCCUGGGAAAAGGCCUCGUCGCCCCAGUCUGGGCCACCACCCUAGGCUGGAUGCUGACCCUUUCGUCCGUUUCCCUGCUCCCUAUCUGGGCUGUCUAUGCUCUCCUCACCACUCCUGGAACCCUGCCCCAGCGCUUCCAUCGCCUUUGCAGCCCUGCUGAAAAGUCCUCUACGGGCUUCCAGCACCUCUCCACCAACGGCUCAGCAUUAACCUACAGUCCUGUGCUGCCUCUCAACGGGAAGCCAAAAGAACAAAUCCUAGAACUCAUCCAGGAAAAGAAGACAUGACAAUAAUGAACAUAAUGUAUGCUGCUCAGCCCAUCAGGUUUGCUGAACAGAACAGUAGAGUUUAAGGCUGAUCCCAACAGAAGAGACUGGAUAUCCAUUAGGGAAAUGUUAUUAUUCACCCAAAAAAAAAAACCUCAAACAUAUGCCUUCAAUGUUUAUACAUAAGGAGAAAACAACGCUACAAAAUAAUGCACUGAGAACAGUUUUACUCUGCACCACUUCCUUACAGAGGAGUCGAGUUUGGUUAGCUCCUGUUCUUGUUCCUGGGCAGCGUAUUUGGUUUUUACCAUAGGAAAACAAAAAAACAGCACAAACUCCUGGAUCUUACCCAUUUUUAUAUCUCUUUCUCUCUGUCAUAGCUUUUUUUUUAUGUUACAGUUUAGUCACUGUACUUGAGGACCAUGUAUAACCACAACCCCUCUACUGACGUUCCUUUUGUUUGGCACCAGCACACAGUCCUCAGCUACAGCUAUACUCUCUAUGAGAGACUCAGUGUGUUAGCAUGUCUGCUAAAAUGACUCCAUGAGUCAGACAUGUGAGGUCGAAUGAUUAAUGUGGAGUAUCACUUAGGGCCCUGUCACACCUUGGCGAUUGAGACAGCGUAUGCCUGACGUCCCAGAAUCUUCUAAAACACUGCCAUACGCUGAACUUUCUAUGUAUGUCUUCAAUUUUGUGCGUUUACUAUUCAUAACAAGUCCAGAACUUAUGUCCUACGACAUGGCCUAACUUAUGCAUGAUGCACUGCAGCGUAAUGCCCAUAAAAUGUCACAAGCCCAUGUCCUGAGGGGGCAGCGAUGCACCCGGAGGCGCCCAGUGUGCAUAAAGAUAGUUCUUUGAUCGCGGUAUUAACGUAGCUCCUGUUUACCAAAAA